AGGAGAGAGUUUCUCAAAUUUUCUAGAACCAACGUCGCUUUCCUUACUCCCGUCCUCAUCCCAUAACUCUCUCCCUUUUAUAGGAAGAGUUCCCGGACACGGAUCGACAAGCAAGAGGAAAAUUGAAAAUUGAAUCCACUGGUGCUUUUGGGGACGUAAAGUUAUGGUCUUUGUUGUUGCAAUUCUGAGAAUUUCCUUCAGACAUGGAAGCAGAUAUGCGGUAGUGAUUGGUGAUUGGUGAGGAGUAAAUCGGGAAGAAAUGGCGCAAAGGUCGGUUCCGGCGCCGUUUUUGACGAAGACGUAUCUGCUGGUGGAUGAUCCGAGCACGGACGACGUGAUUUCGUGGAACGAGAACGGCACAACUUUCGUGGUGUGGAAGAACGCGGAUUUCGCUAAGGAUUUACUUCCUAAUUAUUUCAAGCACAACAAUUUCUCCAGCUUUGUCCGCCAACUCAACACCUAUGGUUUUCGAAAGAUUGCGACUGAUAAAUGGGAAUUUGCCAACGAAAAUUUCCGGAGAGGACAGAAGGAGCUUCUUUCCGAAAUCCGUCGCCGUGAAACGGUGACAUUAACGCCAGCCUCGACUAAUGUUGCGGGCAAGUCAUCUGGUGCUGCUGGCAAUUCUCUUUCAAAUUCCGGCGAGGACCAGGCUUCCACCUCCUCCACCUCUAAGCCGGUUUCAAAGAAUACAGAAUCCGUCGACACUGCAGUGAUUUCCCAGUUCGCUGAUUUAUCUGGCGAAAACGAGAAAUGGAGGAAGGUCAAUGAGGGUCUGAGGUCGGAGCUCGCUCGAGCGAAGAAUCAAUGUGAGGAGCUGGUUGGGUUUCUGACCGAGUACUUGAAGGUGGGUCCUGACCAGAUCAACCAAAUCAUGCGGCAAGGAAGCUUUAGGUCCACCCAUGAUGCGAUGGUUGCUGAUCACGAUGAUGACGAAAAAUGUGUUGAAGAAGAAGGGGGUGAGGAUUUUAAAAUCUUUGGGGUUUGGUUGAAAGGGGAGAAGAAGAAGAAGAGGGGUCGUGAUGAGAAUAUUGGGUUGACUGGCCCCCAUUCCAAGAAAGUGAAGAAGACAGUGGAAUUCCAUGCUCCCUUGAUGCAGAGCAGCAAGGUCUGCAACUGACCAUCAAUGGGCAUAGAUGUUGCAGCAGGUCAUGGGCCUUAGUACUAGAUAUAGAUGGUCAAUGGCAGCGGGAGACAAAAGGCUCCUUACAUUCUGCCACAGUAAGGUUUAAUUUGUCCAUUAUGUCGAGAGUUUAGGUUGGUUUAUCAGGUAUUUUCGUGGGUGUUGGAGAUCAAGUAGCCUCCUUCCCAUCAAGAAAGCUGAUUUCAGAUUUCAGUAAUAGCUAAUGCCUAUUUGAACAAUAGUUACAGUGAAUUGUGUUACCGUUAUGUGGUUAAAUUGCUUUUUAAAAGAUUUGCUGUGUGGUUAAAUUGCUUUUAAAGGUAAAUCAUACCUUGAUUCUUUCCUAA
Tripterygium wilfordii is the source of this 1467-nucleotide messenger RNA. Its product is annotated as heat shock factor protein HSF24. NCBI's taxonomy places the organism in Eukaryota, Viridiplantae, Streptophyta, Magnoliopsida, Celastrales, Celastraceae. Gene Ontology annotation, biological process: regulation of transcription by RNA polymerase II. Gene Ontology annotation, cellular component: nucleus. The record is from RefSeq and is a predicted model, not a curated record. Gene Ontology annotation, molecular function: RNA polymerase II cis-regulatory region sequence-specific DNA binding; DNA-binding transcription factor activity. Bases 260 to 1117 code for a protein of 285 amino acids. The transcript is spliced from 3 exons.